AGCCGGAAUCGGAGCACUACUCGGCAAGCCAGUGGGCCCCGAUCUGGGUGCGCAGUGGCUUCAAGAGCGCGAGCAAGGCAGAACGCAAGCAAAGCUAAACCAUGUCAGCCACUAAGCUGGUCGUAUCAGUGACCCUACUGCUCAGCGUGUGGGCGGGGGCGGGACAGGCCCAAGUGGCCUACGUGCGCCACCUUUCGGAGUUGCGGAUCAAGGAUUUGGAGGCACUGGCCAUGCGCCUGCAGCGUUCCAUCAACCCGGAAAAGUACGCCUGCGAAAGCUACUACGACUAUGUGUGCAGCCGGAAUCAGCCACUUUUCUCCAUCAUGGGCCACAUGCCGCAGAUGAGUGAGCUCUUCCAGCUGCUGACGGACUUGCAGAACGAUCCGGAGAAGUUUGAGGCCAAGCAGAAGCUGCUCGACUUCUUCAUUUCCUGUAACUCUAAGCACGCCUUGGAGGACUGCUAUCGGGAAACAUUCGAGUACUUCAAGCCCCUGUUCGGAUACAUUGUCACCAAGAACCUACUGGAGGGCAGUUCCCACGAGCUGGCCGACUUUCUGGGAGUCCUAGACCGGUUUGUCCUCACGGCCAAGAAGGAAUUCGGCUCGCAUCCAAUCGUCGGCAAGUUGAGCACGUACAAGGAGAAGUUCAGGUCGCCGAGGAUCUACUUCCACGCUGGGGAUCUGUAACGAACAGUCAUGGCGCGAGAAUCCUGUACUGACAAAUUCGGGUGAGACGGGAGGUGCACGCUGUCGCCGGCCUAGACCUCGUCGGCUAGUGGGUGGGUCCCUCUAAAACUCCUCUCUCUCCCUACAGGAUCCCUGCUGUCCAUCAUAGAAUCUCGAAUUUGAUCGAACGCGUGCCUCGCCUGUCGAACAGCGCAGGCUUACCAAUCCACUCUCUCAAAAACUUUCGGCCCGCAAGCGGUCCAAGGUAGCCCCCUGGAUCGAUCAGGUGACGGCAUGGCGGCUGCAAAUCAGACUCGGCUGUACUUUCUUAGCACAUUAUAAACAUUUUAUUACUUCUAAUCCACAUUCUAAUCCACCCUUAACUCCUAACCUUACAAUCUUAACCUAACUGCUAAACUUCAUUCGAUAUCUCUUAAAACUAGGGUAUAGGUACUAAAUUACAACAAAACUUCAAUCAAAAUCUCUUAAAUCUGAGGCAUAGGAACUAAAUUACAGCGAAACUUCAAUAUUCAAACAUUAGAGAAUCUUAAUUGCAACAAUUUGGCAAUAAAACCCGUAAAGAGAA
Drosophila ananassae is the source of this 1251-nucleotide messenger RNA. RefSeq lists its product as uncharacterized. The coding region runs from base 102 to 686 and encodes 194 amino acids. NCBI's taxonomy places the organism in Eukaryota, Metazoa, Arthropoda, Insecta, Diptera, Drosophilidae. The transcript has 2 exons. The record is from RefSeq and is a predicted model, not a curated record.